CAACUCAGGUUGAAUCUCAAAACUUCAAACUCAAACACAGAAAAAAUAGUUAAAGAAAGAAAGUAGAAACUCCCUCUUCAAUGGCAGGCGACGGAGAUCAACAGCAAUCUCAGGCCGGGAGGCAUCUCGAGGUCGGUCACAAGAGUCUCCUGCAAAGCGAUGCUCUCUACCAGUAUAUUCUGGAGACCAGUGUGUAUCCAAGAGAGCCUGAAUCCAUGAAGGAGCUUAGAGAGUUGACUGCCAAACACCCAUGGAACAUCAUGACUACAUCAGCAGAUGAAGGUCAAUUCCUGAACAUGAUUUUGAAGCUGAUUAAUGCCAAGAACACCAUGGAGAUUGGUGUCUACACAGGCUACUCUCUCUUGGCCACAGCUCUUGCUCUUCCUGAUGAUGGAAAGAUCCUUGCCAUGGAUAUCAACAGAGAGAAUUAUGAAUUGGGUCUACCCAUAAUUGAAAAGGCUGGUGUUGCUCACAAGAUUGAUUUCAGAGAAGGCCCUGCGCUCCCGGUUCUUGACCAGAUGGUUGAAGAUGAGAAGAACCAUGGGGCCUUUGACUUCAUAUUUGUGGACGCUGAUAAGGACAACUAUAUCAACUACCACGAGAGGCUGAUUAAUCUCGUGAAGGUUGGGGGUCUGAUCGGCUACGACAACACCCUAUGGAAUGGAUCUGUGGUGGCACCUCCUGAUGCGCCUUUAAGGAAGUACAUCAGGUACUACAGGGACUUUGUAUUGGAACUCAACAAGGCACUUGCUGCUGACCCUAGGAUUGAGAUCUGCAUGCUUCCUGUUGGUGAUGGAAUCACUCUCUGCCGCCGGAUUAAGUGACCAGGUCAAAGUCAAUCAAUGUGUUACACGUGUAUUGUUUUACAUUUACAUCCCUAAUGUCAUUAUAGUGUAAUUUGAAUUUUUCUGGAGAUAAUGUGGACCUUUUGGUUUUGGGUGGGUCACCCACACCCACCCACCCACCCACCAAAAAGCAAAUAAGUUGUCCUGACCAGUUCUCAUUUGGGUUA
This is a messenger RNA of Tripterygium wilfordii, 1012 nucleotides long. RefSeq names its product caffeoyl-CoA O-methyltransferase. The transcript has 5 exons. The coding region runs from base 81 to 824 and encodes 247 amino acids. Gene Ontology annotation, molecular function: S-adenosylmethionine-dependent methyltransferase activity; O-methyltransferase activity. Lineage: Eukaryota; Viridiplantae; Streptophyta; Magnoliopsida; Celastrales; Celastraceae. The record is from RefSeq and is a predicted model, not a curated record.